UUUCUGCCGCUCACACACAUCGAUAUGCAAGAUCAACAGCAUAGUCCCCACGGGCGUUGCGCAAAAGUGAGUUGUGCUGAUGCGCCAGCAUACCAUGUCUUAUCGUUAUCGCAUCAGUAGCGCUUCGCAAGCUCCCGAGCUCCAUCUCAACUCCACAGAUCCAUCGUAGCUUCCGUCCACGUCUCCUUGGACGUCGUGCCGCAGAGAUGCCGACCUCGAUGCCCGCUCCCUCGAUUCGAAUACCAAUGGAGCUUCUGACUCCAACUGCCUUCUCGCAAUUCGGUACUGUCAUCGAGAACCCAACAACAUCACCGUCAGCGCAGCUGCCCAUCCCCAACCGCAUACCACCACCCGACGCGGUCGCGGCCAACCAGGGCUCGGCUACCAAGUACCUCGAUGUCACGCACAUGUCGAACCUGUAUGACCUUGCGCCGAGCAAGAAACCUGCCAAGACGGUGAUGAACAUGUUUGUCUGUUCCCCACGGAACCUCCGGCCACACGAGCCGAGCAUGAGCAUGCCCAGCUCCUGGGGUGACUUGGACUUGGAUGAGGACGAGGAAGGAUGCGAAGACUUCCAAAGGCAGCUGUUGGACGUUGCCAUUCUCGAAAGGCAUCCCUUCACCACACAAACGUUUAUACCCAUGGGCCUGUCGCAGCAGGAAAGACACACCCAGUACCUUGUCAUAGUUGCUCCUACUCUACCGGCAAGUGCUUCAAGGCGUCGUACGGGUAGGGCGCCGCCAUAUCCUACACCGCACAUUGAACGGAAACGAAGCGUUAUGGACAUCUUUGCGCGAGCGAGACCAAGCCCAUAUUCAAACGAAACCGCGCCUUCUCAGAGCCAGUUCUCACGACUUCAUCCGUCAGCACGUCCAAAGGGUCCGGGCUUGCCAGACCUCAAGAAUCUCCGUGCCUUCGUGGCAAAUGGAAGUCAAGCAGUGACAUAUGGGGCUGGGACAUGGCAUGCGCCGAUGAUCGUAGUCGGAGACCGACCAAUUGACUUUGUGGUUGUACAAUUUGCGAACGAAGUUGGCAAUGAAGACUGUCAGGAGAUAGUACUGAAGUCGGAUGAAACCGCUUCGGAGGGUGUUGUAGUCGUUAUCGAUACUGAUGCAUCAGGUGCUGUACAGGUCAAGGCUGGUGUAGGCUCUGUGAAGGCAAAGCUAUGAUGCUGAUGGGUAGUGUCGUUUCUGAUUCCAUGAAUUCCGCUGGACUGUUCCGCACUUGUCGCACUUUAUCUUGCCUUGUGAUUUAUGUGUAAAUGAGAACUGAUAACCGUUGAAGAUCACGGACGCCUUGCGAGCCACGGCUUUACAUGUGAGCAACUAGCUCUCAUGUCUUGGAAAACUCAUCGAACUUAGCGACAACUUCACAAGUGAACGGCUAGUAGUCCUUGCU
This is a messenger RNA of Alternaria alternata, 1398 nucleotides long. RefSeq lists its product as hypothetical. The transcript has a single exon. Gene Ontology annotation, biological process: allantoin catabolic process. The record is from RefSeq and is a predicted model, not a curated record. NCBI's taxonomy places the organism in Eukaryota, Fungi, Ascomycota, Dothideomycetes, Pleosporales, Pleosporaceae. The coding region runs from base 207 to 1169 and encodes 320 amino acids. Gene Ontology annotation, molecular function: ureidoglycolate lyase activity; ureidoglycolate hydrolase activity.